GACUCUAAUUUUGCUAUUUUUUUAGUUAUAAUUAUUUCUACGCAACAGACAAAUACGAAUCCAACUAUUAAACAGCAACCAAGAAACGGACUCCUCGUCCUCCAGAUCUGCACACCCCCUCCUCUGCUCUCUCUCUCCCUCAGUCGGAGGCCAUGGCGUCUCGUAGAUCCCCGGCAGUCCUGGCGAUCUCUGCGAUCUUCCUACUUCUCGUCCAUGGCGCCCACUCCUUCUACCUCCCCGGCGUCGCUCCGGAGGACUUCAUCAAGGGAGAUGUUUUGAAAGUUAAAGUGAAUAAAUUGACAUCCACAAAGACUCAGCUUCCUUACUCAUUUUACUCUCUCCCUUACUGUAAACCUGAGAAGAUUGUGGACAGUGCAGAGAAUCUUGGGGAAGUGCUUCGUGGUGACCGAAUUGAGAACUCCCCCUAUGUGUUUAAAAUGCGGGAGGCUCAGAUGUGCAACAUUCUUUGCCGGUUGACACCUGAUGCCAAAAUUGUGAAGCGGUUUAAGGAGAAGAUAGAUGACGAGUAUCGAGUGAACAUGAUCCUUGAUAAUCUACCUCUAGUCGUUCCCAUUCAAAGGCGAGAUCAAGAAGCUCCUACUGUUUAUCAGCUUGGAUUCCAUGUUGGGCUCAAAGGCCAUUAUGCUGGGAGCAAAGAAGAGAAGUACUUCAUCCACAACCAUCUGGCAUUUACUGUGAAAUACCAUAGAGAUUCGCAAACUGAAACAGCAAGAAUUGUGGGAUUUGAGGUUAAACCGUUCAGUGUUAAACAUGAAUACGAAGGGAAAUGGAAUGAUGCACAGACUCGUUUAACUACCUGUGACCCCCAUUCGAAACACACUGUUGUUAAUUCUAACUCUCCUCAAGAGGUUGCCGAGAAGCAAGAAAUCAUUUUUACCUAUGAUGUUGAAUUCCAGGAGAGUGAUGUGAAGUGGGCUUCCAGAUGGGAUGCUUAUCUACUGAUGAGUGACGACCAAAUCCAUUGGUUUUCAAUUGUCAACUCAUUGAUGAUUGUCCUCUUCCUUUCGGGUAUGGUAGCGAUGAUUAUGCUAAGAACACUCUACCGUGAUAUCUCCAAGUAUAAUGAACUUGAGACCCAGGAAGAAGCGCAAGAAGAGACAGGAUGGAAACUUGUCCACGGGGAUGUUUUCAGGGCUCCAAAUAACUCUGAAUUGCUGUGUGUAUAUGUUGGAACUGGUGUUCAGUUCUUUGGAAUGAUACUGGUGACAAUGAUCUUUGCUGUCCUUGGUUUCCUCUCCCCAUCGAACCGGGGUGGUCUUAUGACUGCAAUGCUCUUGCUUUUUGUCUUCAUGGGAAUUUUCGCCGGUUAUGCCUCUGCUCGCUUAUACAAGAUGUUUAAAGGUACAGAAUGGAAGAAAAUUGCUUUCAGGACUGCAGUCAUGUUCCCAGCAACCGUCUCUGCCAUUUUCAUUGUCUUGAACACUCUAAUUUGGGGCCAGAAAUCAUCUGGAGCUGUGCCAUUCGGCACAAUGUUUGCCCUGGUCUUUUUAUGGUUCGGAAUCUCAGUCCCACUCGUAUUUGUGGGAGGCUAUGUUGGAUUCAGGAAGCCAGCACUUGAGGAUCCAGUGAAGACAAACAAAAUCCCAAGACAGAUCCCAGAACAAGCCUGGUACAUGAACCCAAUUUUCUCGAUUCUAAUUGGAGGGAUCCUCCCAUUCGGAGCAGUUUUCAUCGAACUAUUCUUCAUCCUGACUUCGAUCUGGCUGAACCAGUUCUACUACAUCUUCGGUUUCCUCUUCUUGGUCUUCAUCAUCCUCAUCAUCACAUGCGCUGAGAUCACCAUCGUCCUCUGCUACUUCCAGUUGUGCAGCGAAGAUUACUUGUGGUGGUGGAGAUCAUACCUCACAUCGGGCUCAUCGGCUCUGUACCUCUUCCUCUACGCCACAUUCUACUUCUUCACAAAGCUCGAAAUCUCAAAGCUGGUGUCGGCCCUCUUAUACUUUGGAUACAUGCUCAUUGCAUCUUAUGCAUUCUUUGUUGUCACUGGAACCAUUGGCUUCUACGCCUGCUUUUGGUUCACGAGGCUCAUCUACUCAUCGGUGAAGAUCGACUAGACAAAUAAACUCAAAACUGGGGCUCGGCAAGGUGUGAUAUCUCCUCUUCCUCUCCCCCUUCCCCAGAAGAUGCAAACAGAUGGUAAUAUCUCUUCAAGUAGUGUAAGAUUUUGCAAUUAACUUUGGAUUCUUGUGCUGUCGAAAAUGUAUCCUAUUUGUGCUCAAUUUUGAACCAUGACAAAAAGCCGACAAGGUCAUAUUUUCUUAUAUUUCUAUUUGUUUAUUUUUCAA
This is a messenger RNA of Pyrus x bretschneideri (Chinese white pear), 2306 nucleotides long. Its product is annotated as transmembrane 9 superfamily member 8. Gene Ontology annotation, biological process: protein localization to membrane. Bases 153 to 2075 code for a protein of 640 amino acids. Lineage: Eukaryota; Viridiplantae; Streptophyta; Magnoliopsida; Rosales; Rosaceae. The transcript has 7 exons. Gene Ontology annotation, cellular component: membrane. The record is from RefSeq and is a predicted model, not a curated record.